Molecule: messenger RNA, 3147 nt
Organism: Blastomyces gilchristii SLH14081
Lineage: Eukaryota; Fungi; Ascomycota; Eurotiomycetes; Onygenales; Ajellomycetaceae
Exons: 4
Coding region: 705-2957 (750 amino acids)
Source: RefSeq, a predicted model, not a curated record
UAACAUUAAAAAAAGGAAUGGGAGAGGAUGAUGAAGAUGAGCGCGUCUUCUUGUUUCCCGAGACACUAUGCUGUAUGGGUUGACGAUUGAUUGGUUUCAAUUAAUAAUAACCAACAACGGAGGUUGGGCAAAGGAAUUAUUUAACGCCAAUUACAUCCAAAUGUCAAAGGCGGUUUACCUCGACGUGGCUUACUUGCAUGUGAAGGAAAUUCCUUCCUUUACCAUCCUUAAAGCCGGAGAGGAGCAGAAGCAGAUUGACAAACCCUGCUGACCGUUAGGUUCAAUCACCAAUAGCGCUUCAACACGCAGCAUUGCUGGCUGCGAGCCUUGCACAAAGAUGUCUGCAGCGCAUAGCCUUUUCUGACGCACCUCUACGUGUUCUGACUGCAGGAAGAGCUCUCCUUGCAGCUGGCUCUUGGGCCAGUGAGAUGUGCCACAAAACGAGGCGAAUUCCGUGUUACACUCGCGGAGUGGCUGCGAUUCACUUUAUUCAAAACCGGCGGCAUCAGGCGAAUUCUGAAUGCUAUAUUUUAUAUUCGGUUUGCUUCCACUUGCUUUUGGAAGCCUACAACUCCCUUUCUCUUGUUUCAUGCUCUUCUCCACUUUGCGCCAAAACACUAUGGUGUGAGUAAACGAUGCGAUGAUUUUGGAGUGCCGGCCGUCAGCGUCAGGGUAUCUUCACCUCACACACACGUCAAGCACUCAUGUCGACAAGAACCUCUGGGCCACGUCUCGACCCGUUGCCCGUUUCGUGGCACUCCACCUCCGAGGGGCACCACGCUGCUCUAGGUGACGAUGGUGCUGCGUUGCCUGACCGCUUCUACCCCAAGGAGACCUCGCCAUUUGACCACGACUCUCAACCACCUGGUGACGAUGCUUGGAUAGCCCAGGAGCAACCACAAGAUACAUUCGCUUCAGAACCAUUUUGGCAUGCACUUACAGUUGAGGUUCGUCAAACAUCGCUUGACUCUGGUAAAAUAUACAAAAUCCAACCUCAACAAGACUAUGGCCGGCUUGGGUUUUUGGGGAAGAUCCCAAACUUCUCUCGACCUUUUCGCUCGCUGUCUUCAGCCCGGGGUAGAGACGAUACACAUUCUGAACCACAGGUCGUGAAGGAGAAGCCAAAAUCGCAGGAGAGCACCAAGCAUAUACCCCUGGCUGUGCAAGAACGGGAGAUUCUCCCAGUCCACUCUGAUUCUGAAAUCCAAGCUUUGGAUCACUUCCGGAACCAUAUUUCUAGCAGCACCUCACACACGUCCGUGACACUACAAGGCCAUAUUGAAAAUCAUCACAAUUUAAUGCAACCAUGCGGUCAACCUCCGCCGGAAACGGGACGACGCCCAUCUAGCCCAUCCGCGAUCCCCAAUGAUUGUCCCGAUGACUACCCUAUUGGUCCAAGCAAUCUAACUCGUCCUCCAUCUCCUGAUAAUCCUGAGAGCCCUCCUCCUCCUGAGCCACCCCCCCGGGAGGAACGGCCGCACAAUUCUGCGUCCAGAACACUUAACAGAUUAAAGGGUCAUUUCCGCACAUCUCAUAACAAAACCUCCUCGAGAAAUUCCGAUAACUCAUCCACUCACACCCAACCCCAAACUACGGACAAAAUUCAAAACCCUGAAAACCGUUCAACAUCGUCAUGGUCAACAACCCUCAAGCAAGCCCUGAAUUAUCUUCCGCGACGGCAAAAAAGGGAAACAGGCCACGAACACAUACCUCGAGACCAGCAUGUUGAUUCAAAUUGCAGUAACCGGAGAAAUUCCACAAAAGAGCCACAUACAGGGAGAGUGAUCCGUGAUCAAAGCCCAUCGAUAAGGUCGAAAGCUCUCACAAGAGAGACCGAGUGCUCCACCUCAAAACCGCCCACAUCGAUUUUGUCCAAUGCCAGCUCUUCCUUCGAGAAGCCUCGCUUGCCUCUAAAAGUGGCAACAACUCCCCUCACUACAGUUAAAGAGUUUCAUUGCACGUUUUGCCUGUUCGAAUGUCAGAAUAAAACAGACUGGCUCAAACAUGAACAAAGAUUCCACCUGGAGGACCUCGAAAAUUUCAGUCGACCUUCUAAACUUAAAGAAGCACGACGCGAUGAAAUCAGCUCAUCAGGCUCGCGGUGGAGCAGAGGUAAGAGUAUUCGCAGACUCCUAACUAAAUCACAACCUCAGUCAUCCAGCUCCUCGUCCCACAGCCAGCCUAGCGCACAGAGCACUGGAGGGAGUAUCUACUCCAGUCAACGCAACGAGCCGCAAGCAGCCGCGAACAUAUUCUGGACCUGCGGCUUUUGUGACGAACUCCUGCGCUCCUGGGAAGACCGACAGGCCCAUCUUGCCGAGCACUUCAGCAACGGCCAGACCAUGCGAAUGUGGGAUCCCAUGAAAUCGCCAUUCCCAUGGCGCAAAGGCUCAGCCGGAACUGUUGAUGCCCCGUCAUACUGGGACUUGCCGUCGCUACUCACGCUACAGCGCCCCACGCUGCAAGAUUCCAUAAAUCAGAUCGGAACAUCACCCAACCAGCGGGCAACAACAGCGAAGCCCUGUAAAGACUGCCAGGUGCCGCACCCCAGCCUCGACCAUUACGACCUCUGGCACCAACCCAGGAACACCUACACCUGUCCCCAAAUCACCGAUUAUACAAACCUAGCAGAUUUCUUCGACGAGGACGAAGACGAAACUGGGGAGCUGGUUGUGGACUGGUGCAAUGCUUGUGAGGAGAGGCUCGACAGAACCCAUUAUCUCGACAGGGACGUGCGCAUGCACCACCUCUGGGAUUUCCAUGGCUUCGGUGAUUGUGUGGGUUGGCAUGAUUGUCUGGAUGAGGGCCAGUUUGUGUUGCAUCUGGCGAAUGCCCAUGCUGUUAAUAUUGAGUAUAUCAAGGGGCUUGUUCGCAGGUGUACCAGAGUCAGGGAUGCGCCGGUAACGAUGGUGGUGGGCAGGGGCCGCUCAUGGGAUGAAAGGUGGUCGAGUGCGUGAGAGAAAACUGACUGAUUUCAAUCUUACAUCGGUCACCCUCCUGAUGAAGCCGUGUUUAUUUUUAUUUAUUUUUAUUUUAUUUUUAAUUCUUUUGCAUAAGCGUGGCGUUGGGUGGGCGGUACAUUUCUGUUAAAUGUGGUAGCUCUUUUCUUUGAGUUUUCUCUCUGCAUAAUAUACCCAUUCCGCAGUU